AUGUAUUAAUGGGAUUUAGUAAAUGAAUCAAGUGAUUAGUUAAGAAUGUUCAGUUACUGUUUUAUAGUGUGGAGUGCAUUAUUUAUACUUUGCUAUGAUAGAAUCAAAUUGAAUAACCUUAGUUCUAAAAAACAGAUAGAUAUCUUCAAUAGGAUAGUGUCAAUUUUACAUGGAUAAUUUACUUUUUGGGGAUCACUAAUUAUCAUACUAUCUUAAACUCCUUACUAAUUACAAGAAAUGAAUUCUUCAGAGAUGCAAUUCGUUAUGAUUGUCAGUGCAGGUUAUUUUGCAUACGACGUCAUAAUCUGUACUUAUUUCGAUUUGUAUGACUAUUGGUUGAUAUUUCAUCAUAUCAUUAGUUUAAUGGCAUUUGGAGAAAGCAUACUUAAUAAAAAAUAUGGACAUAUUAUUAUAUGUAAUAGAUUUACUCUAUCACUAUAUAGUUGGUAUGUUCAUUACUGAAAUAUCAAAUUUGCCUAUGCAUCUCAGACAUAUAUUGGGUUGUUUUGGAUUAAGAUAAACUAAAAUCUACGAAUCAAUCGAACUGCUUUAUUUCUCAUUAUUCUUAAUUUUUAGAGGAAUCCUUAGUCCUGUUUUAUUAAUCAGAACUUAUGAAGAACUCCAUGCUCCUCUUUUAAUUAAAAUAUCUGCCUCUGGAUUACUAUUGUAUUCAGCAUAUUAUAUUAUUGAGUAUUUACUUAUUAUCUCUAUUUUUAGAAUGUUUAAAAUCACCUAAAGGAAGAUUAAAUCUUAUAAGGAUAGAAAAAGAAGAAACUUAACUAUGUAUUGGUUUAUUCCUAAUCCUCUAUUACCUCAACAAAAAUACACAGACUCCAUAUUAUGA
Messenger RNA from Paramecium sonneborni, 844 nucleotides. Lineage: Eukaryota; Ciliophora; Oligohymenophorea; Peniculida; Parameciidae. The record is from the annotation of a GenBank genome assembly.